AUGGAGGACGACUUCACCGCGAUCCCCAUCCUUGACCUAUCGCUUGCGCGGUCGCCUACGACCAAGCCGCAGUUCCUGGCCGAGCUGCGAAACGCCCUAGUAUGCGUGGGCUUCCUCUACGUCCGGAACCACUCGCUCCCGGAACAGGUGCAGCAAGAGGCUUUGCAGCGUUCCAUGGCCUUCUUCGACCUGCCGCUCGAUAAGAAGCUCGAAAUGGAAACCGUGCACAGCAAGCACUUUCUCGGUUACAACAGGAUAGACGCCGAGAGGACGGGGGCAGAGAUCGAUCAUAACGAAUCUAUUGCAAUUGGUCCGAACCUCCCUGCUCCGGGCCCCGAGGAUCCCGUCUAUCUCAACCUGCAAGGCCCGAGCCAGUGGCCCGACGAGACUGCGCUUCCCGGCUUCCGCAGCGCCCUCGAAGGCUAUCUCUCCGCCGUGCAAGACCUGGCUGCAGACUUUACAGUUCUGGUUGCCGAGGCACUGGACCUGGCAUCCACCUCGCUGACUAGGCUCUUUGACGAUUCUCCGUUCAGCCGCUUAAAGGUGAUGAGAUACCCGCCGCCCUCGGAGCAGACGACGGCAGCAUGGGGCCGUCGAGGCGUAGGGCCCCACAAGGACGGCGUCUUUAUGACAUACCUACUGCAGGGAGGGGAGCACGAGUGCCUCGAGGUGCAGAAUAAGUCAGGCGCAUGGAUCCCGGUUCCUCCUAUCCCAGGGACUCUAGUGAUUAACAUCGGCCGUCUGCUCGAGACGCUGACGGCUGGGGUCUGCACAGCGACGACCCAUCGUGUCCAUUUAAGGCCAGAAGGCUUUAUAGACCGGAGCGGGAAGUCGUUAGGGCCCCGUAUAUCGAUUCCCUUUUUCCAACACGUGAACCUGCGUCUGAUGCCCGAGGACCUGCUCCUGGACAUCCCCCCCCCUAUCGCCAACCUGGUCAAGGGCGAGAAGGUAGUAUCGGAUGCAGAUACCUUCUUCUCGGGACUCUUUAAUAGCUGCGCUGGCGAUACUAUCUUCGUUAACAUGUUGACGAGCUACCAGGACGUAGCGAGGAAGUGGUUUCCGGACUUACUGCCCCUAGCGCUGAAGAAACAGUCCGAGGCCAAGCAAUUAGACCAGCAGCAAGAGACGGUCGGGUGA
Hirsutella rhossiliensis is the source of this 1137-nucleotide messenger RNA. Its product is annotated as 2OG-Fe(II) oxygenase superfamily domain-containing protein. NCBI's taxonomy places the organism in Eukaryota, Fungi, Ascomycota, Sordariomycetes, Hypocreales, Ophiocordycipitaceae. The record is from RefSeq and is a predicted model, not a curated record. The transcript is spliced from 4 exons. The coding region runs from base 1 to 1137 and encodes 378 amino acids.